Molecule: messenger RNA, 2157 nt
Organism: Drosophila biarmipes
Lineage: Eukaryota; Metazoa; Arthropoda; Insecta; Diptera; Drosophilidae
Product: protein FAM76A
Exons: 5
Coding region: 822-1784 (320 amino acids)
Source: RefSeq, a predicted model, not a curated record
CUGCCAUCGCUAGCAAAAGAACCAUUUUAUUUAAAGCAGCAGAAACAACAAGUUUUUUAGGAUCCAGCACAAAAUUAGAUAGCCCGUGACGAAAACAAAGCCCCCGAACACCGAACACAAUGAGUGCAAAAGUAUUAUUCGCCUGCUCCAAGUGUUUUUCGCGCCACCCGUACGAGGAGCUCUCCUCCGGCCAACAACUAUGCAAGGUGAAAAUCGGAACCCAGCGAAAAUGCAAAAAAAACACUUGAAACAAUGAAGAAAAUCCCAGGCCGACGCCAAGGAAAAUGCAAUAUCAGCAUAAAGUGUGUGUCUCGGUUUGUUUGUUUGUUGCCCAGCGGGCGAAAAUGACGCGGCGUUGGCAAAAAUUCUGCUGCGCAAAAAGCAGGGGAAAAUGCUCAGGGCAGAAGAAGAAGCAGCCAGGCGUCGCGUCCAAAAAUGAUUUAAACAACAAACAAAAUGAGCGAAUGCUUUUUCGCGUGCUGACUGUUGCAUGCAACGGAGGUGUUUGAGCAGUGUGUGAUACCGAUUUUUACUUAUUCUGUUUUUUUUCAAAACAAAAAUAUAACGUAAUAUAUACGUUUAAUACCUUUUAUAAAUAUUUGUCUGUUGUUAUUGGUUAAAUAAACAAUCAAUUACGGUGGCGUUAACCCGUUCCAACGGGGCGGCCAAAUAAUUCUUCCCUCUUCACGGAAGGAAGUAACUUAAUAUUUAAAAAAAAAAAAAUGAGCGAAUGGCACAAAGAACGCAUUAGUAAACCACCGGAUAACCUUGAUUCCACAUUACUCUUUGCAGGGCUGCCGGGGCUCUACCUCAGUUGGUAAAUGUACUUACUGCCGCUCGGAGUUUCAGCCCGCCACCAAAUCACAGAGUGCCUGCAAGAAGUGCGAACAUUAUCUGGGGAAGUACGGAAAGCCCAGUGCCUGCGAGUGCUGCAAGAUUGUGGCCGCCUUCGGGGGAUCCAAGUGCAUGCGGUCAAUGGCAAACUCCUUUGCUGGCUGUGUACCUGCGCCUACAAGCGAGCUCUGCUCAAGGCCCAGCAGGAGGGCCGAAUACCCAUGUCCAAGAAAAGGCCGCACGAGAAGACGUCCUCCUCGCACAGAGACAGCGGCGCCGCGGCCAAGAAGCCGUCGCGCAACGAGCUGGGCAAGAGCGGCAGCGGAGCCAAUAGCUCCGGCGUGAACGCGGUCAGCGGAGCCGGCCUGGAUCUGCCCGACAAGAUAUCGCGCGGAAAUGGAGGGAACGGGACCAUUGCAGCGCCCGCUGCCAUCACCGUGGACACCAAUUCCUCGGACCAUGUGGUGGCCAUCACAUACCUAAAGGAGCGCAUCGCCAGCCUGGAGAAGCGCCUGAAUCAAAAAGACAAAGAGCUGCUCGAAAAGGACAAGCAGCUGACCGAACUGAAGGGCAAGAACUUCGAGAAGGAGAAUGACAUGCGCAACCGACUGAAGGAGGUGGAGCGACUGCACGACAUGAAGGUGGACAACUUGAACCGCAAGAUCGCCAGUGUGCUCAAGGAGCUGGCCGUGCUCAAGAAGAGCAGCAACAAGAAGACGGCGGCCCUCAGCAAGGCGGAGAAGGAGGCCAUCAAGCGGGAGAACCUGUCGCCCAAGGAGGAGAUCCUGGCGGCGGCAGUGCCGGCAGAGAAACAGAUCAAGUCGGAGCCGGCCGAUCUGGACAAGGACGAGAAGAGUCGCGACCGCGAGGAGGAGCGCAGCGAGCAGGAGGAUCGGGCCAGUGUACGUUCGCGCUCCGGCUCCAGCAGCCCCACGCCCUCGUCCAACUGAGAGGCAACGACUUCCAGCUGCAGCAGCGGCAGGCCAGGAUUCAGGGUCCACAGAGUCUGGAUGCCGCGCCCCUUUAGUUUUUCGCUAUACAAAUUUAUAUUUUUGUACUUCUGCUUUAAUUGUAAUAUAGGUUUUACAAGAUUGUUUCAUAUCGCCCCUCUUUGUGUCGCUCAUCCCUGCCGCGCGAGCCCUGUCCCCACGCCCACGCCCACCCUCCGCGAAAAGUGUAACCCAAUCAUCAGUUAGAAAAUGUAAUUUGAUAGGCUCAACUUAACGAAUUCUUCUUUAGUUUAAUUCGCGAUGGAACAACACACAAAGCCGAAGCAUUGUUUACAUCUUAAGAAAUAUACAAGUUGGGAAGAACCAAGUGGUA